CGCGACGCGACGCGACGCCCCGACGCUUCGAACCCGUGUACCAUGUUACCUCCGCCUCCGUUGUCGACGACGAAACUGUGCCACGGGAGCUGCGUCCGAUAGCUGGUGACCGCCGAGGAAAUGGAGCCGUCAGCCACGUACUGUUUCUGCGGCCGUUCGCAGGAUCCGCAACAGUUUAUGAUACAGUGCGACGUGUGCAAGGAGUGGUACCAUGGCGGAUGCGUCGACUUGAAGGAAUAUGUGACUUCAGAUCUCGACAAGUACCAUUGUCCGCGGUGCGAAACUACGUGUGGUCCUUCACUUAUGAAAAUUAGAACAAACUGGCACAGACACGAUUAUACCGAAUGUGACGCAGAUACGAAGCCAGUCCAAACUGGAACCUCAGUAUUCAUACGAGAGCUAAAGUCUAGACACUUUUCCAAAGCUGAUGAGGUUGUGAAACAUGUGAAGGGGCACCAAUUAACUUUUCAGUAUUUACAAAUUAAUGGCUUUGAAAAUCCUAUUAUUAUUGAUGGGAAAGAUGGACUUGACAUGACUGUACCACCUUCGAGCUUCAGUGUUAAUGAUGUUGAGACUUAUAUAGAUGGUGAUCGAGACAUGGAUGUAAUUGAUGUUGCUAGACAAAAUAACAUUCGUAUGAAAUUAAGAGACUUUAUAGAAUAUUACAACUCUUCUCCUCGAACGAGAGUGCUUAAUGUCAUAAGUCUCGAAUUUACUAACACUGGCCUCUCACCCCUGGUUGAAGCGCCAUAUAUUGCGCGUAAACUCGACUGGGUUAAUUCGGUGUGGCCGCGCGAUUGGCCUGAGGACAGUGAUAUAAAACGACCAGAAGUACAAAAGUAUUGCCUAAUGGGGGUCAAAGACAGUUUCACAGAUUUUCACAUCGACUUCGGCGGCACGUCUGUGUGGUAUCAUGUGUUGCGCGGCGAAAAAGUGUUUUAUCUCAUUAAGCCGACGCCAGCAAACUUGCAGUUGUAUCAACAUUGGAUGUGCAGUUCGACGCAGAGUGAAACCUUCUUUGGGGAUCAGGCCGAUGCAUGUUACAAGUGUGUGCUUAAGCAGGGUCAAACGAUGAUGAUCCCCACAGGCUGGAUACACGCGGUGCUCACACCGGUGGAUUCCUUAGUUUUUGGUGGAAAUUUUGUGCACAGUCUCAACAUUCAGAUGCAAAUACAGAUAUAUGAGUUAGAGAGAAAGAUGAAGACUCCAGCGAAGUUUCAGUAUCCUGGAUUUGAGACGAUUAAUUGGUUUGCUGCUAAGAAAUUGCUAAAAGAAUUGAAAGAAUUAAAUAACGAAGGAAAGAAAUGCCCACCGUAUUUUUUACAAGGUAUGAAGGCAUUGCUUGGGAUCCUCAAACAAUGGAACACAGAUAAAGAUUAUAGCAUGAUCAGCCGCGGUAAUAUACCAGACACGAUAAAUAGCCAAAAAUUAUUGAAGGAUCUUAGUAAAGAGAUACGACAUGCAGAACGGUACUUAAUAUCUCUAAAUCCACCGAAGCCGGAACGCGAGAGUAAACGAAAGAAGAGGAAGCCAUUGAACAAAGAUUUUGUAGACUUCGAUUAUGCUGAUAAGAUAGUUGAUAACGCUUUUAAAGCGAAUAAGGCGACGUUGAAGGAAACCAAUAAAGCGACGUUGAAGGAGACUAAUAAAGCGACGUUGAAGGAAACGAAUAAAGCGACGGUAAAGGAAACAAACAAAUCAACGUUAAAGGAAACGAAUAAAGUACCGUCAAAGCAAACGAACAAAAUACAGCCCGCUUUAAUCGAACAGCCAUUAGCGAGACCACCGUUGAAGCUCACAUUGCCGAAACCGAUUAUGUGUCCUGUAGUUAAAACACCCGCGAUGGAGAAACCAACCGCCAAUAGUAAUAAACGACAACUAACCAAGCCGGGAAAACAGAGUCCUACCGUAAUUAGAUUUAAGCUUGGCAACAAUGAAGUUGUCAGAAGUACAAAUGACAAUAUAAAUGUUUAUGGUAGCGGUAUUAUGACCGGCCACUCUUUCGAGACGACGAAGCAGUCGCUGCCACCAUGGAAUCAGACGUCGUCCGUGUACGAUUUUCACGACGGUAGCAACGAAAGCGAUUAUGGUCUCGUGAUAGAUGAGUCGCAGAAACGGAAACGGGCGCCGAAAUCGAAGCGACUCAAACGGGAUUACGACGGUGACGUUGACGUGCUGAACAACGCGCCGAAGAACGGCAUAGAAGAACUGUUAAAAGCGUCGGCGUACACCCUUGGAAAUGGUACCCCAAGGGUUGAUGUCACGCCACCGACCACGAUCUCACAGUACAGUCAGCCUAUGCCGCCGCCUACAGGUUCUGACAGGGCGUCACCGUCCACACGGGAGGCGAUUGCCGGGAUGUUGUCAUUCAGCCAACAAAGUUACUCGACAACGAGUAAUUCUACAAAAUCGUCAAAGAGACCCGUUAAAAGCCAACAAAAUGACGAUGAGGAUGACGAUCAGUUAAUAGAAAAUAUCGACAAGGUUCAUCAAGAUGAUGACUUUAUUUAUCCAGCUUUAGACGCGUCCGACGACGAAGAAUACAUGUUCUUUAAACCUAAGGCAAAGAGUCAAAUCGAUGAAGCAUGGAAUCCGAAAGCUAGAGUGGGACCUCUUUUACCAAAGACGAAUCGGCCGGCACGGGAAGGCGCGAAGAAAACGUCUGUGGAAAAGGGUCUGGAAGCGGCUGCAGCAAAGCGAGCGAAACAAUCGGAUGAAUACCUGGAUAACGACAUGGACAAGGUUACCAAGAAGAAAUUGGGUACCAACAAACGGACAUAUAAUAAAAAGAAACAAAAGGAUCCUGUGGUUCCGGCAGUAGGAACCACAUCGUCUACCACAGUUUCUGAAAAUAUUAUAAAAUCAUCCCCUGGAUUUGGAUCCAUACUGACAAGUCCCAACAGACUCAAAGAUGUUAAAGCCAAACUUGCAGCGCCCGUUCCAGUUGAACGAAAACCGAAGAAGGGAAUGAAAACGGCAAAGCAGCGUUUAGGGAAAAUUCUGAAACUUCAUAAAAUGAUGCACUAAAUAAAAUUAAUAUCAUGAAAGAAGAAGAAAACAUCACGUCAUUCUUCACUUGUGUAUAAAACCAUCUAGUUGUACAUUACUAUGUAAAUAUAAGGAAUUUUCCAAGGUAAUGCAUACUUUACAAAAGCGAAUUAAUUGUAAAGAUCAGCGUCAUUUUCUAAGAAACACUUAUAUUUAUUACUA
This is a messenger RNA of Solenopsis invicta (red fire ant), 3210 nucleotides long. RefSeq names its product histone lysine demethylase PHF8. The transcript has 13 exons. NCBI's taxonomy places the organism in Eukaryota, Metazoa, Arthropoda, Insecta, Hymenoptera, Formicidae. The coding region runs from base 121 to 3027 and encodes 968 amino acids. Gene Ontology annotation, biological process: protein demethylation; regulation of transcription by RNA polymerase II. Gene Ontology annotation, molecular function: transcription coregulator activity; histone demethylase activity. The record is from RefSeq and is a predicted model, not a curated record.